Molecule: messenger RNA, 870 nt
Organism: Pungitius pungitius (ninespine stickleback)
Lineage: Eukaryota; Metazoa; Chordata; Actinopteri; Perciformes; Gasterosteidae
Exons: 6
Source: RefSeq, a predicted model, not a curated record
AAUGGAACAGCAAAUGUCCUUCAUAGUUUCACUGGAAGGUUUGAGUUUCCUGAGAAUAAAUUCUCUGUGAUAUUGAAGAAUCUCCAAGAGGCCGACAGUGGAGUUUAUUCUGCUGUAGCAGGAACAUCUACAGGAGACAAACUAGUAGCUGAAUACAAGGUCACAGUUCAAGGACCAGUGUCUCCAGUUGAACUGAUCGUGGACCGAGUGGACUCCAGCAGCUCAGAGUCAUGUGACCUCCAUGUGACCUGCAAGACUCACAACUCUCACAUCAGCAGCACUUUCAGAUGUGUCGACCGGGUCUGCAGUCAGGGGGGAGGAGAGCGAUCAGAGGUCACGACCUCUGGGGCUUCUCUCCAGGUCUACCUGCUGAACAGCACCAUCAUCUGUAACCAUAGCAACCAGGCUCACUGGACCCAGGACUUUAAUACGACUGAACACUUUUGCCCUGAACAUGCUGACCCUCCCUCUCCCUCUCCCUCUCUCCUUGUCUGGGUGAUUGGUAGUUGCAGUGUUGCUCUCACUCUCAUCCUGAUUGUGGGACUAAUCGUCUGGUUUUUAAAUCGUCAAAGAAGAACAAUCACAGAUUCAAGAGGGAUUGUCAACAAUACAGUUUAUGAAAAUCCUCUGGAAUCAACAUCAGCACCACGUCAGAAUGAAAACUCCACCUACAGCUUGGUGGGACUUCAAGCUGGAUCCACUCAGCCAGAGACCCUCUACGCUACGGUGGAGAAGCCUGGCAGGGUCUUUAAUGAUUAAAGAGGAAUGAUUCCCCAAAUCCCAGACUUCUGCCUCAAGUUUGUAGUGUUAUUGAAGCUUUUUAUGUAUUGGUUCAUGUGACCUGCUUUAAUGCUGAAAGAUUCUCCUCUA